AUAAGCCUGUCAGCGACUGUGCGAACCUUUCGUGAGAGAAGUGACUUUCGCCACCCUCUCACCAAAUCUUGAGUCCUUUCCCAAUGGUAUCAAAUCAGUGGUCGAUUACUCCCAAGGGCUUAAGGUCGGCAUAUAUUCUGAUGCGGGGUACCUCAAUCGUUAUCAUGUCGUCAAGACGAGACAGUCUAUUAGACUGCGGCUUUGCUCCAGGAAGUUAUUGCUAUGUUGACGAAGAUCAAGAUAUUGCUACAUUCGCUGAAUGGGGCAUAGACUUCCUGAAAUAUGAUAAACUGCGGGGACGCGAUAUUCGCAAGUUCCAGUUGCUAGUUCCGCCAACGUUGAGCCACCUCAAGUUCGUCUCGGACGUAAGAUUCGAGAAGGAAUAGGCUGGGCCCGACUCAUUCCUGCGGUUUCUAGGGAUGCGGAACGCCAUUUCUUGUUUUAAUCGUGGAAUGGUUUAUUCUAUGCACCAACGGGUAACAAA
Guyanagaster necrorhizus is the source of this 484-nucleotide messenger RNA. RefSeq lists its product as uncharacterized. The coding region runs from base 84 to 386 and encodes 100 amino acids. Gene Ontology annotation, biological process: carbohydrate metabolic process. The record is from RefSeq and is a predicted model, not a curated record. NCBI's taxonomy places the organism in Eukaryota, Fungi, Basidiomycota, Agaricomycetes, Agaricales, Physalacriaceae. The transcript is spliced from 3 exons. Gene Ontology annotation, molecular function: hydrolase activity, hydrolyzing O-glycosyl compounds.